AUGCCAAAUGGCGAGGAAACAAAAGUGCGCGAUCUUGUCACACGAACAACUGACGUAUUGAAACGAGCAAGUGCUGGACCGGAUGAUAUCGGCUCACGUUAUUCUCGGCUGCUGGAACUCCUGUGGAGGCCCAAGGCUGCGACAAUUGCCUCCCCGGCUGGAACACAUCAGAGCAGUGAUUUCCAGGUGCAGAGUAGCACUAUACCCCAUCGCUUGCCUGAGCAAAGUAAUUAUAUGCAAUUCAGCCCAGCGAACGAUUUCUCGUGGUUGGAUCUUGAAGCAGUUGGGGACUACGUCUCGGGAGACCAAUUACCCGGAGCGAACACAUUGGCGUUCGAUUCGUUCCAGAACCCCGAUCCGUAUCAGACAGGGCAGGACCGUUCCCAAGCCUGGCAGCCAAAUUGGCCUGGAGAUAUGACCAACCUCCUGUUCUAG
Messenger RNA from Aspergillus oryzae RIB40, 435 nucleotides. RefSeq lists its product as uncharacterized. The record is from RefSeq and is a predicted model, not a curated record. Bases 1 to 435 code for a protein of 144 amino acids. The transcript has a single exon. Lineage: Eukaryota; Fungi; Ascomycota; Eurotiomycetes; Eurotiales; Aspergillaceae.